CCCUUACUUUCUGCUUCAGUUAAGAUAUUUUUUCCUUCAGGUCAGCUGUUCUCACCUCUUGCCUUUAUUGACAUCUUUUAUCCUUCACUUCUAUUAUUUCUACAGCGUUUCUGAACACAUAAAUUCUCUAAGUGUUUUUUGUCACCAUGGCUGAAAGAAGUCGCCUUCAAAUGAGAAGAAAAGAAAAAGAAGCUGCAGAAGUGACCAAGGAUGUAAAGGAAGUGACGAAUGAAGGAGAGAAGGCAGUGGAACAUGGAGAGACCUCAUCAGCUGAGGCAUCGGCCACCAAUGGUGCCCAGAAUGGAGAUCUUCAGGUGGAGCCGAUGGAACUACCUCCGUUUGAAAUCAUCACAGGAGACCGGAUAGAUCCUUUUGUGUUUAAGUUCCAGUUCAAGAAUGUUGAAUACUCCUCGGGCCGCAACAAAACCAUUCUGUGUUACUUAGUGGACAGAGGGAACACGAUGGAUGGGCUUCUGAGAGGCUUCCUGGAGGACGAACAUGCCGGGACUCAUGCUGAGGAGGCUUUCUUCACACAGUGUCUGCCACACUGUGAUCCUGCAACCAAGUGCACCGUCACCUGGUACGUGUCCUCCAGUCCCUGCUCUGCCUGCACUGCUAAAAUAGCUGAAGUGUUGAAGUCCAGGAAGAACAUAAAGCUGAGUAUCUUUGCUGCUCGACUGUUUGAGUGGGAGGAAGAGGAGAUCCAGGCUGGGCUGAAGGCACUGCACGCCGCUGGCUGUAAGCUGAGGGUGAUGAAGCCUCUCGACUUCUCCUACACCUGGGACACAUUUGUGGAGAGCGAUGAUCAACCUCUGAACCUGUGGGAGGACUGCAAAGAAAACUAUGAGUUUUAUCAUGAAAAGCUGGCUGACAUUCUGGAGUGACGACAGUAAGUGUGGAAGGAAGCGUCUGUUUCACACCAGGACUGAAUUAAGGAGCUGUGAUGGUAAAUAUGCUCUUCAAAAUGUGCUGUGUCCAUUCAUAUUUUAUGCACACAUUUAUGAUAUGUUUCUCAUUUAAAGCAUAGGUGUUAAAAAAAGGUCUUAUUUUAAAAAGCUGUGCAAAUAUUUAAGACGGAGGUUGUUAAGAAACAAAAAUAAGGAGGGAAUCAGCAGGUGUACCAGCUACAAACAGGGAAGCCUUGAAACAAAUAGAAAUCAAAACAUAGUAGCCUGAGUUCAUUAAGUAGAACUCAAACCCAGAAAAAUCCUGACAUUUAUACCAGUGACACCAGUCAGCAGCAGAACUAGAGCAGAAAACCAGAAGUUUGAAAGGAAAGCUCCACUGUUUUCUGUCUCUGGCUGAGCUGGGUGAAAUGACAGUUUCUUUGCAUUAAUUGCCUGGUUGUGUGUUAGGUGUAGGGUGUAUUUGUCUGUUUUUAGCUCAGUAUUUACAUCUAGGGAUAAGAAAAAGGCAAACUAUUUUGUCUCACCUAAAUUUUCCAGGUUCUAUAUUAGUUGUAAACAUGUAAAGUCUUUUUUCUUUCAGUAAAGCUAAAAGUUAGAAAGUUAAAGUUAGUUUAUUUAUAUAGCACAUUUCAACAACAAGGCGAUUCAAAGUGCUUCACAAGGACAUUAAAACAGCACAUGAAAACACAAUUAUAAAAAGAAAGAAAACACAUUUAUAAAAUCAUUAAAAAGGUCAUUAAAAUUUAAGGGUGCAGAAGAGUAAAAGAAUCAAAAACAGAAGUUAGGAAACAAGGACAUUUUAAAAGUUACACUGCAGAGUUUGUCAUAAAAUAAGAUUUAAAAUAACUGUUAGAAGAACUUAGUCAAAAGCAGCUGAGAACAGGUAAGUCUUCAGAAUGGACUAAAUGUGCUGAGAGUUUCAGCUGAUCUACAGGCAGUAGUAGUGCAGGAAACCUUGCUAACAGAUGGACAUAGGGACAGAUAGGGACAGUGGUGGACAGCCAGUAUGAAGCCUUCAGUUUGGCAUUUGGUCAUCAUCAUCUUUGUUUGUUGAAACUGGACUAAAGGUCGCCUCACCCUGAAGUAUAUUCAGCAUAAUUGUUUGUGUUCUUCUAAAUAGAGCCAUGAUUUACAAAAUGAACAGUGCUGUAUGUUUUCUAUACAAUCAGACUUCUGGUCCCUCGGCUUCAUUUUUCAGAUCCCAGAUUACACAGCUCUUGUAAAUGGUAAAUGCAAGUCUGUUUAAUUUGACCUGUUUUAGUCCUGACCUCAUCUCCGUACGGAGGAAACACAGGCUGCAGUUUAACUCAGAAACACUGAGGAGUGAACAGGUCAAUGACAUGAACAGUUUGUUGUAGAUCUGCUGCAGUUUUUGGAAAUGUUUUGAAUAAAGUGUGUAGAAUAAAAAAAUCUCGAAUUUA
This is a messenger RNA of Amphiprion ocellaris (clown anemonefish), 2329 nucleotides long. It is a transcript of the gene apobec2a, whose product is annotated as apolipoprotein B mRNA editing enzyme, catalytic polypeptide-like 2a. Bases 147 to 884 code for a protein of 245 amino acids. The transcript has 3 exons. Gene Ontology annotation, biological process: cytidine to uridine editing. Gene Ontology annotation, molecular function: RNA binding; cytidine deaminase activity. The record is from RefSeq and is a predicted model, not a curated record. NCBI's taxonomy places the organism in Eukaryota, Metazoa, Chordata, Actinopteri, Pomacentridae. Gene Ontology annotation, cellular component: nucleus; cytoplasm.